Mandrillus leucophaeus (drill) is the source of this 3764-nucleotide messenger RNA. RefSeq names its product putative protein C3P1. The transcript is spliced from 30 exons. The record is from RefSeq and is a predicted model, not a curated record. Gene Ontology annotation, molecular function: endopeptidase inhibitor activity. Lineage: Eukaryota; Metazoa; Chordata; Mammalia; Primates; Cercopithecidae. Bases 1239 to 2372 code for a protein of 377 amino acids.
CAGAUCUCGGAAGGCCUGGGCCACGUCUCCCUCCGGAAGGAUAUACUGAUGGCUGCAUUCCAAGGCCCAGAAAAGGACUUCAUUGGAGGAUCAAUCUUUGUCAAUGUCACCGUGUUCUCCUCAGGGGGUGAGAUGGUGCAAGCCGAGACCUCAGGGGUGAAGAUUGUCCAGAGCCCAUACAACAUCAAGUUCACCAGGACACCCCAGUAUUUCAAGCCAGGAAUGCCCUUCCACUUUCGGGUCUUCGUCUCAAAUCCUGAUGGAUCCCCAGCUGACAGAGUCCUUGUCCAGUCCCAAAACUACAAAGUGUGCACCUCAACUGAGGGACUGGCCACUCUGACCAUCAACACAGAUGCAAAUCUGGACAAGCUCCCCAUCGAGGUGAAAACUGAGGAAUCUCUUCAGCCAGAGGAGCAGGCUUCAGCCAAGAUGACAGCUUGGCCUUACUUGACUCAAGAUGGGUCAGGAAACUUCCUGCACAUCGAAGUAAAGACAUUGGGCACAGAGGUUGGCAGCAGCAUCCAGCUGAGCCUCAAUACAAAGCAUCAGGACCCUAAAACCAAGGACCGGAUUACUCACUUCACCAUCCUGGUCCUGAGUAAGGGCCAGAUUGUGAGUGCCAAACAUCAGUCAAAAAGCCAGGGGAGUGUCUACACGUCAGCCAUUAUUGAUGUGACUUCAGCGAUGCUGCCCUCCUUCCGCAUUCUGGCAUUUUAUUUACUUCCCAGAGGAGUGAGCCAGGAUCCUGAGUUGGUGGCUGAUUCCAUAUGGAUUGAUGUGAAUGACAGAUGCAUAGGGACGCUGAAAGUUGGCUUGAAGAAUGAUAGAUUCUUCCCUUCUUUGGAGCCCAACAGCCAAGUGGAACUGAAGGUGACAGGUGAUGCAGAAGCCACAGUGGGGCUGGUGGCUGUGGACAAGGCUGUCUAUGUUUUGAACAGCAAACACAAGCUCACUCAGAAGAAGACUGGCCCUGCCCCCAGGACCCUCCUCCUAGCCGCCAUCGCCGCUCCCUGAAGAGGCUGGAGACAAAGAGGAAUGCAGUGAACAAGUUUAAGACAGAGCUGGAGCAAAAGUGCUGUGAGGCUGGGCUCCGGGAAAGCCCAGUGGAGCUGUCCUGUGAGGAGAGGACCUGGCAUGUCCGCCACGGUCCAGCCUGUGUGGCUGCUUUCCUGGACUGCUGCCAUCUGUCUGAGACCCUGACUCGGGAGGCUCGAGAGGAUCAGCUGCGUCUGGGGACAAUGGAUGAAGAGGAGGACUUCGACGACCUCUUCCUGGAUGACAUGCCGGCACGGACCUUGUUCCCUGAGAGUUGGCUCUGGAGGAAGUUCACUCUGCCGAAGAGUGAAUCGGGCAUCUCCCAUUACCCCAUCUCUGUGAACGUGCCAGAUUCCAUCACCACAUGGCAGUUUGUGGCGGUCAGCCUCAAGGCUGGACAAGGUCUCUGUGUCUCGGACCCCUUUGAGCUGACAGUUAUGAAAUCGUUCUUUGUGGACCUUAAGUUGCCCUCCUCCGUGGUCAGGAAUGAGCAGGUCCAGAUCCAAGCUGUGUUGUACAAUUUCAGGGAUCGCCAGGCCAAGGUCCGAGUGGAGUUCCCCCACAAGGAGCCACUGUGCAGUGCGUCAAAGCCAGGAGCACCAUCCCGCCAGGCAGGGGGUCAGAUCCAGCAAACGUCCUACAGCAUCGUCUUGGAACCCCAAGGUCAGACCCAGACAAAACUGGUGCCAAGACAGGAGUUCUUGAACAUGGUACCCGACACGGAGGCGGAAGUGUUUAUCAGUGUUCAAGGCUACACUCGGAUGCUGACCCACCGGAGUUCAGACGGCACCUACCACACCUCCAAGGGGAGCCCAGGAAGCACCUGGCUCACAAGCUAUGUGUUCCGUGUCUUUGCCCUGGCCUACUCUACAAUGACGACCCAAGUGCUUAGCCUGUCCUCUCUCUGUGACAUGGCCAACUGGAUCAUCACCAACAGGCAGGCGGAGGACGGGCACUUCCUGGAGGAGGGUCCCGUGGUCAUGACUUCCAUGCAGGGUGGCUACCAAGGCUCCGAGGAGGAUGUAUCCCUCACAGCUCUCGUCCUGAUAGCCCUGAAUGAGGGAAAGGAGUUGUGCAACCAGAAGAAUUUGAUGGCCAGCAUCGAGAGAGCCCGUGGCUUCCUGGAGAGAAAACUUCCUGACAUUCAGACAACCUUUGCCAUAGCCAUAACCUCCUACGCACUGGCCCUUGCCAACAGCUCCCAAGCCAACGACCGCCUGGACAGCUUUGCUAGCCCUAGUGAGUGUGGGAUGCUUCUUAGUCAACCUCAGUCAUGGAGUGGGGAGGGGGUGAUCUCAAAUCCAGCAAUGUGUCAUUCAUCACUUAGUGUUUCCUGAGCAUCCACUGUGUAUCAACUCUUGAGCUCAGACCCUGUGAGACCAAUACAAAACCCACUGGCCGGUGGAUGAGCAGAACCUCGGCUCCCUGUACACCAUUGAGGCCACAGCCUAUGCGCUCAUGCAGAAGCUGGAGAUGCGCCGGUACAAUGAGACGCACGCCAUCGCCAGGUGGCUACUAGAGAAGCGGGAGCUGGGAGGAGGCUUCGGGUCCACUCAGACCACGGUGGUGGCCCUUGAAGCUCUGACCCGCUUCCGCGAAGAUGUCCCCUUCCAGGGUGUCCAGGAUCUCCACGUCCAGGUCAGCGCCCCCAAGAAAGCCCUGAAUGUGAAUUGGCAUAUUGAUCACAACAAUGCCUACCAACAGCGGUCAGCAAAGUUCCUUGCCCAGGAUGACCUAGAGAUCAAAGUCAGUGGCAACGGGAGAGGCACCAUCUCGAUCCUGACCAUGUACCACAAGUCCCCAGAGUCCUGGGAGGACAACUGCAACCUGUACCACCUGAAUGUGACUCUCCACAGUGUCUUAGAAGAAAAUAAAAAGGGAGACGAGACUUUUCGGCUCAGGAUGGAAACAAGGUUCCAGAACAAUCGAGAGGCCACAAUGACCAUCAUGGAGGUCUCCCUGCUCACUGGCUUCUACCCCAACCAGGAUGACCUCAAACAGCUCACGAGUGAUGUGGAGAGGUACGCCUUUCAGUACGAAACCAAGACAAGUACCAGCGACAGCACCGUUGUCCUCUACCUGGAAAAGCUCUCCCAUGAGAAAAACACAGUGCUGGGCUUUCGGGUUCACAGGAUGCUACAGGCGGAGUUCCUGCAGGCCGCCCUGGUCACUAUCUACGACUACUACGAGCCUUGACAGUGCCCAUCCCUGCAGAAGCCCAGUGGCCAACUGAGGCAGGAGGAGCUCCAGACAACAGCAUGUGAGGCAGGCGUGGAUUUUGUGUACAAGACAAAGCUGGAAUCUGUGGAGGUCUCUGCCUCCAACCCUUACGUCUAUUACAACAUGCAACUCGAAGACAUCAUUAAAAGUGGCACAGAUCCUGCCACAUCCCUUGCCAUGAAGAAAUUCAUCUCCCACGCCACCUGCCACGACUCCCUGGGGUUGCAAGAACAGGAAUCGUACCUUAUCAUGGGCCGGACGUCAGACCUGUGGAGAAUCAAAUCUGAUUACAGCUACGUUCUGGGCAGGGAGACGUUCCUCAUGCUUUGGCCAGCAGAUGGAGAUGCCAGCAAGAAAGAAUUGUGGAAGCAACUGGACGAAUUUUCGGAAUAUAUGCGCACCCAUGGCUGCGAGUCCUGAGCCUCCUCUGCUUUCAGGGAGGUGUCACCAGGCAGCUCUGGGCCACUGGGUUUAACCCCAAAUAAAGAGCACAGGAUAUCACACCCAAA